AAAGGCCGUCUCACAUGCAAUGAACCCGUGCCUGCCGGCCCCGGUCGGAUUUUCUCCCAAAAAUAGUGUAAACCGGUGUCGUUUAAGUCAGUUUUUUAUUUUCUUGCUAUUUUUUUUAUAUAAAAAGGAGUCUCUGCAUUUUCACUGGUGAGUCUUAACGCAAGUCAGUGAAUUCGCCGAUCACGUUGCUUUCUCUCUCUGACUUUAAUUUCUAUGAUGUCGGGGAAUGCUUUAAGAGAUCUCAAUACUUUACCUACGUCUGAGUGGAAGAAUGACAGCUCUAGUAAAGGGAAUUUUAUGAAGCCUUGCAAUGGGAACACAAUUGAAAAUGUUGAAGAGCAGCAAAAGAAAAGCCCUGCCUCUGUUCAUAUAAAUGGAGGUGAAACUGUAAAUGCUGAAGCAGAGGUAGCUAAUUCUGAAGUAGAAUACAUUGAAUCUGAGAACUUGAGUGAUCUAGAAGAUGUUGAUACAUGUCUUGAGAAGCUCUUACCUGGACUCAACUCUAAAGAUUGGGUUCUGGUUGUUGAAGCACUCAAUAGUGUUCGCCGAUUAUCAAUAUUUCAUAAGGAAGUAAUGCAUACGAUGCUGGGUGAUGUGAUCCCUCUUGUUGUUAAGUCCUUGAAGAAUCCAAGAAGUGCUGUUUGUAAAACUGCAAUUAUGACAUCUGCAGACAUUUUCAGUGCAUAUAAUGAUGAUUUGAUUGAUUCUUUGGAUCCCCUGCUUGUACAGCUUCUUCUUAAGUCUUCUCAAGAUAAAAGAUUUGUAUGUGAGGCAGCUGAGAGAGCUUUGGAGGCAAUGACUACUUCAGUUUCCCCUAUGUCAUUGUUGCCCAAGUUGCAACCCUAUCUUAAGAACAGAAAUCCUCGAAUUCGAGCUAAGGCAUCUAUGUGCUUUUGUCGUAGUGUUCCACGACUGGGUGUUGAAGGAAUAAAAGAAUAUGGAAUCGACAAAUUGAUCCAAGUAGCUGCAUCCCAGCUCAGUGACCAGCUCCCAGAGUCCCGGGAGGCUGCUCGAACCCUUCUUUUGGAGCUGCAAACUGUAUAUUUGAAAUCCCAUGACCUUACAACAACGGUAUCUGAGCAUCCAGAGAUGGGCUCUUGGGAGAAUUUUUGUCAGUCAAAACUGUCUCCUUUAAGUGCACAAGCGGUGCUUCGUGUCACAAACAUUGCUCGGGAAGGUCUUGUCAUUGGUUCCUGACAGUUUCAAUGAAAAAGCCAUGUUUAUUGGCCUCUUGUCAAUUUCUCAUCUACUUGGCUCUGGCUUGUGGGCAUGCCAUAGCUGGAAGAUUGGGGAAUAGGAUUUUUAUAUUGUAAGGCAUUAAUCAAAGCAACAGAUCAUCCCUUUUAUAUAACUUGGAUGUGAAACCAAACGUGUUUUCUUCUCUCUCAUUGUAGAUUCCAUGUCAUAAUAUCCGAUCAGAUUUUGCAUUUUUUGUUCUUUUGUACUUGAACAUUCCCUUCAAUCCUGGAGACAAAACAACCUAUAUACUAAAUUUUCUGGCCUA
Molecule: messenger RNA, 1504 nt
Organism: Theobroma umbraticum
Lineage: Eukaryota; Viridiplantae; Streptophyta; Magnoliopsida; Malvales; Malvaceae
Biological process (GO): microtubule cytoskeleton organization
Cellular component (GO): cytoplasmic microtubule
Molecular function (GO): microtubule binding
Source: RefSeq, a predicted model, not a curated record